AGGCCCGCAGUCACUUUGGCUCCCGCCGCUCUAGGUCGAGCCGCUCUCGCUUGAGCUGCUAUAUGAGCUGCUGUUGAAAUAUGGCUGCUGGCGGGCACCUCGCAGUGAUAGUGAGCCUUGUGUGCUGUGUCGCGACGUAUGUGGUGUUUGGACUCGGCACCAGCUCGCGUUCUGUCCGUUUCAUGUUUGGCAGCGGCGUAAACAACCGUACGGCGUUGGCCAAGCGCACGCGGAAUCAGGCACCAAAUAAAUACGACGUGUCAGAAGAAGACGUACCAAACAGUGACACAGCCAUGGGCAUGGUCGAUCAUAUGAUCUCUCGGAUCUUGCAGUCGCAAACCAUCCAGGAAGAGGCCAACAAGUUCUUGCACUCCCCCCUACCUCCCAAGAGGAAAGUCAGCAAAUCACAGCCGCUUGUAUUUUUCGCACAGCGAAAUGCAGGCGACGCUGCUCUCACAGACUUGCUGUCGCAGGCUUCGAAGGAGGAAUCGUUGUCAAUUGCUUCCCCUGGGAAGGACGUAGCGUGGUAUGGUGGCAAAUCUGCGGCUGUCUACAUUGGGCCUGUGGACUGGAUGGAGGUGUCUCGCACAUUUGCGCGGCGGAACAAGUUUUCCCAAGAAUCGCACGCCUGGCAUGGGGGAAAUCCGGACUUCUCGUGCAUGACAAAUUUCCAGGACCCCCUGGCGCGCAUCCAGUCAUGCUACUACCGCCAGCUCCUGAAGCAGGGCGCCCCGGCCUGCCUCGCCGAUCUGGAGCCCGAGCGGAUGCGGGAGUUCUUCCACCGGAGCCAUGGUGCGAAUGGGUACAGUUGCAUGAACGAGCCGUUCCGAUUGAUGAGCGGCUUGGUUCACGAUUAUUUGUUCGAUGUGGACGCUUCAACCGAGGAGUGGAAUUUCGUGUUCAGGUCGACGCUGCAGAACCUUGCCCGCUGCGUCCCGAUCAUCGUCGAGGAUGUUUCAACGCUCAAGGCUGCGGCCUCAUGGUUUCCGAUGCUCGAUGAGGGCGCGAAUGAUAUCAGUGACCUCGUGGAGGAGAUCAAGAGCGAGUCCUCAACGUGUAAGCUUUCUGAGCCCCAGUUGGAUGUGCUGAGAAGCCUAACAGCACACGAACAAAGGCUGUACGACUUGGCUGUAGAGAGGGCCAGACAAUUUCUCCCCCAUAGGGCCUGAUGCUCGGAUCUAGGUAUUAGCUGAUGACAAGAGGUGUGCGGGCCUCUGUGCCAAUUGUAUCAUCCGCGUUGUACUGCAAGAGAGAAAACAUCCAAGGGAACCCAGGACUGGCCCCCUACGGUCCCAAGAGGCCUCGCCGAGAAGGUCUGAAUAGUGUUUGGGCGUCGGGCUUCGAGAGGACAUCGCGCCAUGGAUGCUAUCUCGGCAUGCGCGUGACUUGUUGUGCUUCGUGCUGUUGCGUGUUGGUCAUGGGCACGUCGUAUGUGGCCCUCCGCUGGCGAGCAGCGUGCGCAAAUCAUGGAUCCUUUUUCCCGGAAAGGGCGGGGGCCCAGGG
This is a messenger RNA of Prorocentrum cordatum, 1503 nucleotides long. The record is from the annotation of a GenBank genome assembly. NCBI's taxonomy places the organism in Eukaryota, Dinophyceae, Prorocentrales, Prorocentraceae.